CUUUUACCUCAUAGGCCCACAGGCUCAUAUGUACUGUAGGAUCUUCCAUUCAGGGGUCCCGUUCGAUUUCGAUGGGGCAGUGCACUAAGAAUAACACCGGCAACUUGGCUUGAACAUUGAUUUGUACAGACCGGAACGAACUUCGAGAAGAAGUUACAUUAUAUCCGAAAACGAAGGCUAAAUAGCAUCAAGCCCCGUCAUCACGAAUGUUGUGUCGGAUCGCGAUACUAUCCCCUAACCGAUGAACUAGACCAUUCCGAUACCCGCCCAGCGCAGCGAGCGCGUUCCACUAAAAAUCUGUCGUUUCGUGAUAUUACAAAAUACACCUUUACGACAAAACCUCAACGUAAAACACGUUUCGUAAUCAUGCGCUUCUCUUCACGGUCGGCGCUGGCAUGCUCGGCGCUACUCUCCUUCCUCUCCCUCGCCUCCGUUUCCCUUGCCUCCGAUGCCGAUAAGACGACCACGUCCACAGCUUGUACAGCUACCUCGACGUCCGGCGCCUUUUUCGACCUAAGAGCCGAUAUAGCUAUCCAAGCGAACCCAGACGGCUCGAAACCCGCGCAUAGCAAUGGAGCACCUAUAGGGAACUACCAUGCUAAGGGAUACGACUACGGUUCCAACUUCACAUUGAACAUAUGCGGCGCCGUAGUGGAACCAGUUGAAGACGUCAUCGGCGUAGAGUCAAGCAAAUGGCAGAACGUCAGCGCGUACUAUACUUCUAAAGGCGAUAUAUAUAGCUUGGGUCUACAAUCCGGCGCCUUGGUUUCGAGGGGUAAAGAGCUUAUCCUACAAUAUACCGGAGGAUCACCAUGCGGGAAGAGCAAGAAGAGGGAAACCGAUAUUGAGGAGAGAAGUUCCAUCCACGAGGGCGCGGCUUAUCGGGGAUCUGACUACGAGCGCGAAGAGGAAGAGGAUUCGGUGUCGGCGACGAAAACUGCCACUGCGACGCCAGCUAAGGAGACGGACGAACCGAAGCGGAGAAAAUCGGCUACGAUAUUCUUUAGUUGUGAUAGAGAUCCGGGCGCUGGUGUGGCGCAGGUUUCUUUCAUUGCUACGGAUCCUGAAGAGUGUUCUUACUUCUUCAAGGUCAAGUCGCAACAUGCCUGUGCCGGUGUAGAACCGCAUUCACCUGGCAGCGUGGGACCGGGUUCGAUUUUCUUGAUUAUAUUCGCCAUUGCCAUCCUAGUGUACCUACUUGGUGGUAUCUUCUACCAGCGAACAGUAGCGCACGCAAGAGGUUGGAAACAACUACCUAACUAUACGCUCUGGGCUAGCGUGUGGAGUUUCAUUUGUGAUUUCUUCGUUAUCGUCACAUCUUCUUGUGCUCGUUUCCUCCCCGGCCGAAGAGGCUACCAUUAUGUCUCGGGUUCGCCGUCCGGAAGAGGUCGAAGCAACCGCGACGACGAAAACCGGCUGAUCGACCAAUACGACGAGGAGUGGGAAGAUUGAUUUUAUAUCUAUUCGUUCUCGGGCAUUUCUUUUCUUUCGUUUCUUGCAUGUUACUAUGCUACAUAGAUUCCUAGCACAUUUAUCUGGUCCUUAGAACUAGACAACAUUUCAGUAACCAAACGUUACAACGAUUUGGUGGGCGUUUGUUUUCAUCAAUAGGACGAAAACAUGGGAUCAACGACGGAGAAUUCGGGAUGCUCUGGGAUGCUUCAUUGGGUGUUAUUAUUUUUUUUAUUGACGCAGGUAGGCGGCGCAAAAUGUAUGUCUUGGGAAACUGGGAAAUUUUUAGCAUGUUUCAAGGUCAAUCAUCUCACGAGUGAGCUUGUUCGUCAUUCGAUUACACAAUGCUGUACGUAUGUAAGUAUGUACGUAAAAACUUGAAGACAAAAAAAGGGACAUGAUAUAAGAACUCCUGAAUGGUGCAUAUCUCAAAUU
Messenger RNA from Hypoxylon trugodes, 1887 nucleotides. RefSeq names its product mannose 6-phosphate receptor domain-containing protein. Gene Ontology annotation, biological process: vacuolar transport. The coding region runs from base 367 to 1452 and encodes 361 amino acids. NCBI's taxonomy places the organism in Eukaryota, Fungi, Ascomycota, Sordariomycetes, Xylariales, Hypoxylaceae. The record is from RefSeq and is a predicted model, not a curated record. The transcript is spliced from 2 exons.